This is a messenger RNA of Eurytemora carolleeae, 2449 nucleotides long. Its product is annotated as SPARC-related modular calcium-binding protein 2. Gene Ontology annotation, biological process: extracellular matrix organization. Lineage: Eukaryota; Metazoa; Arthropoda; Copepoda; Calanoida; Temoridae. The transcript is spliced from 16 exons. The coding region runs from base 284 to 2014 and encodes 576 amino acids. Gene Ontology annotation, molecular function: protein binding; heparin binding; calcium ion binding. Gene Ontology annotation, cellular component: basement membrane. The record is from RefSeq and is a predicted model, not a curated record.
CAGUUCUAUAUUAGCCGGGUAUCGGUCAAUGGAGCCGCCACAGCGCAGGAGAGGGAGGGGAAGGUGUCAAUCCUUUAUUAUCACGUGAUCUUUCAGUAGUUUCUUGACUGUCAAACUUUCAACAUAUACGAACCCGGCUCCCUGUGUCAGCAUUUAUGUUGUGAUGUGAACUAAUUGAUAAAUAAAACAGGAAUGGAAGACUUUAUUUUUGUCGGCGCCUGACAGACGGUUUUCUCAGUGAGUCCAUGUAAACAGAAGAUAGAUAGAUAAAUAAUAUUUAAGAAUGUUUUUACGCGACCAGGUCGCUACAGUCAUCAUUUUUCUUCAUGUUUUCCAGAUUACUCAGUCGGCAGUGGAAAGUGAAUGUGCUGUGGACUGUAGGAAUGAGAGGUUAAGACCAGUGUGUGGUUCUAACAGUAAAACUUAUUCUUCAAGAUGUGAGUUAGAAAAAGAACAGUGUUCUGGAUUAGAUAUAAAGCUACGGUACAGGGGACCUUGUCAAGAUGGAGUUAGUUCCCGAUGCCUGGAGGAGAGACAAAAUGCAGUUCGGACGAGUUCAGAAUCAGGGAUUCCGCUAUUCGUCCCGGACUGCUUAUCGGACGGAUCGUAUAACGAGGUCCAGUGUCAUAAAGGAACUGGUUAUUGUUGGUGUGUAAACGAUGCUGGAAAACCGGUUCCUGGAACCAGUGUUAGAUACGCACGUCCCAGCUGCCGGUCUGCUCCAGAUUCGGCGCGUUUUAGGCGUGGCAGAGACAGAGAUAAAAGGAAGGGUUCUAGAGCAACGUGCACGCAAGCAGACAGAUCCUCGUUUAACUCUAAUCUGAAGGAGAUGAUCUCUACAGAGCACAGGAGUAUGUUUGGAGCUAAGGGUAUUCCUGCAGGAACCAUUCUAGGAAACUCAGAUCAGGAGGUAAUGGAAUGGAAAUUCUCCCAGCUGGAUGAGGAUAGGGACGGAGUUCUUAAAAAUAAAGAAUUAAAACAAUUUAAGGAAGAUAUAAGAAAGGUUCUUCGACCUCGUGGCUGCAGUCGGACGUUCACUAAGUUUUGUGACAUGGAUUCGGAUCGAAGGAUUUCUAAACAGGAAUGGAGAUCCUGCUCAGGAUUAGAGGAAAAUUUUUCCUUCAAGUUGUUCUUGAGCCUGAACAGUGAUGAGGAUGAGAUAAGAAGACGGGAGGAGAGGGAGAGGAAGAGAGGAGAAGAGAGAACGGGGAUUCGAGGAGAGGAGGAGCAGGAGGAGCAUCUAUCUCCAGAUGAUAGUCCGAGUCCGAGUCUGUAUAAUCGACAAUACAUAGAGGAGGAGGAGGAGAUGGAGGAGGAAGUGGAUGAGGAGGGAGAUUGGAAGGAGGGACAAGACGACGAGGGAAGUUGGAGGGAGGGUCGAGGAGACUGUAAAACGGAGAGAGAAGAGGCUACCAAGGAAGCGAGGGCAGGAAAUGAGGCGACUUAUAUUCCUGAAUGCGAUCGAACAGGUGAAUAUAACGAAGUACAGUGCUACAAGAGUACAGGGUACUGCUGGUGUGUAGAGAAGGGUACAGGAAGACCAGUACCCGGUACAUCUAGUAAACAUCAUGUACCAGACUGUACUAAACCCUCCAGGAGGGAAUGGUUGAAGUGUGAGGGUGUAAAGAGGGAUCAGUUUCUGUCUGAACUAAAGGAUUGGUUUAGAGAGAGAAUGGAUAGAAGCUCUUCCAGUACUCAGUACAGAGAUUCCAGUUUGAGUUCUACAGAGAAUAGUAUUAUGUGGAAAUUCUCAGUUCUUGACAGAAACAAAGAUGGGGUUUUAAAGAGAAAAGAAAUACGCGCGUUUAAAGGUGAACUGCGCGCAAUAGCAGGGUUGAAACUGUGCGGUAAGCGCAUCAAUAAAUACUGUGAUCUCAACUUGGAUAAGAAAAUUUCAAUCGACGAGUGGAAAUCUUGUCUAAACCAAGGAGAAGGAGGCAGAAUGUCUUCAAUAAACCCUGUAUCAAGGAGAAGAGGACCAAAUCCCUUGAAAACUUGGCUGAAAGGGGACUAGCAUGGAGGGAAUUCUUCCUCCCUUUAUACUGGCAAAAUGUGAUCAAGUUUUUCUCAAUUGUCUUAGAGAAGUUCUAAGUUUAAGCGGAGAAAACACCCUCAUCAUGAGCAGCGAUUUUGCAGCGAACAAUUUGUGGUGAAAUCAAAUCCAGUGAAACGUCUUUCAUUAUAAUAAUGCUCAGUUGAGCUUUUCAAAUCCUCAGUUGUUUUUUGUUUCAACAUAUAAUCAUUAAACCUUUGAUGGAACUUUCUUUCAAAAUUCAGAGUCCUAAAAAAGGUUUCUUUGUUUGAAGGAAUAUGCAGGUGUGCUGAUAUAAGCAAAUUUUUGUUUUUAAGGACUUUUUUUGUUUAAAACACUUCACUUUUGCGUAGUUAAAUAUAAUGUACAUAUAUUCCUUAUUGCUGUUAUUAUGUCAUAAUAAUUAUUAUUAUUUGU